This is a messenger RNA of Penicillium paradoxum, 1881 nucleotides long. RefSeq lists its product as uncharacterized. The transcript has a single exon. Bases 1 to 1881 code for a protein of 626 amino acids. NCBI's taxonomy places the organism in Eukaryota, Fungi, Ascomycota, Eurotiomycetes, Eurotiales, Aspergillaceae. The record is from RefSeq and is a predicted model, not a curated record.
AUGGCUAGUAGGAUCUCUCGCUCUUUCCGCCUUGAAAAGGCCCUCCGAUACCUCCUGAAGACUCAGGAAACACAGCCUUCACCUUGUUCAUGUACGCACCACCACAACCAUCAUAAUCCUAAUUGGGUUCUCGAAUCGGAUACCUGGUCCCAGCUCCAGGCCUUUCAUCGGAUAUUGUGUCAAAGACCGGCAGUUCCCAAUCUACCAUCCGAGACGCUAGAGGACAUCGACGCGGUCAUCGCGUACCGAAACAGCCACAACUUGCUGACAUCCACGAAAUCAAUCUCACCGAGCGUGACUAUCCAGAGCCAAAAGUCACAGUCUAGUCCGAUAAAUCUGUCCUGCUGGAAGGGCGACAUUACGACCUUAUCUGAUGUGACAGCGAUCGUGAACGCUGCCAACGCCCAACUUCUGGGCUGCUUUCGCCCCGAACAUCGCUGCAUUGACAAUGUGAUCCAUUCGGCUGCUGGACCUCGACUCAGAGAGGCAUGCCAUUCUAUUAUGUCGGCCCAAGGCCACCCUGAACCAACAGGCUCGGCGAAAGUCACCCCCGGUUUCCUUCUUCCCGCGCAGUGGGUCUUGCACACCGUCGGGCCGCAGUUGAAUCCAGCACAGAAACCCCAGUCACACCACAGAACCCAACUUGCGUCAUGCUACCGAUCUUGUCUAGACGCCACAGAGCUUCUUCCUCCGCUCAAAGAUGGCCGUAAGGUCGUUGUUUUCUGCUGUAUAUCGACCGGCGUGUUCGCAUUCCCAUCGGACGUGGCAGCUCAGAUUGCUGUCGAUACAGUGGUAGAAUGGUGCAAUGAGCACCCAGACACCAGUAUCACUGACAUUAUCUUCGACACUUUCCUCCAAAGUGACUGGGAACUGUACCAAGAGACCCUUCUUCAGCUUCAGAAAUCGACACCCUCAGACACGAGCCUCUCUUUCACACCUACCCUUCAAUCCCCACCAGUCUUACCGACCCAAUCGCCCACUCUCCAAAAGGCACACCUCUGGCUCGAACAAGCCGAUAACCUCAUCAUCUCUGCAGGCGCAGGCCUCUCUGCCGCAACAGGUCUAGACUACACAUCAACCGCUCUCUUCGCAAAGCGAUUCCCCGCUUUCCGCGCCAAGGGCCUGCAAAGGCUGUACGACGUCUUCGGAUUCAACGGGUGGGACAGUGAAGCCCAGAAAUGGGGCUACUACUUCCUGCACCUCGACAUGGCACGAAAAUGGCCCGUGUCUCCGAUCUAUAGCGGCCUGCUCAACCUCGUGUCCCGCUUUGAUGACAGGUACUUCGUGCGCACCACAAAUGCGGAUGGGUUCUUCGUGAAGAACGGGUUCUCCGCGGACCGCGUGGCGACACCACAGGGACAAUAUCGAUACUUGCAGUGUUUACAGAAGUGCCGGCCAGACGCGGUGGUUUUGUCUGAUCCUCUUGUUGAUGCGGCGAUGCCGUUUAUCGAUCCUGUUUCGCAGGUGUUAAUGGACAAGACGAAGAUUCCGCAGUGUGGAUCUUGUGGUGGAGAGAUGACACUUUGUGUGCGUGGAGGGAGCUAUUUCAAUAGUCUUCCUUUUAGGGAGCAGGAGAGGAAGUGGGAGUCGUAUGUGAGAGGACUAGAAAUGGAAGGCGUUCGAAAGCAGAGUGGUGAUGCCGGAGAAGGCAGUUCACGUGGGAAAACGGUCAUCUUGGAGCUGGGAGUUGGUUUGAAUACGGCAGGUGUGCUGCGGUGGCCGAAUGAAGAUCUGGUGUCUGGGUCUCCAAGUCAAGAGUUCCGCUUGAUUCGGAUCGGCAUGGAUGCUUCUGGCUGUGUUCCUUGGGAGAUGGAAGAGCAGGAUCUCGCUGUUGCGAUAUCGGCGGAUAUCAGGGUGGCUCUGAACCAGCUGUUAUCUUAA